Ectocarpus siliculosus is the source of this 3135-nucleotide messenger RNA. Lineage: Eukaryota; Phaeophyceae; Ectocarpales; Ectocarpaceae. The record is from the annotation of a GenBank genome assembly.
AUGCGGCUACCCGAGGGCAAUGACAACGUUAUCUGCGGUACCUCGGCGGUAGGCGGUGAUGCCAAAGGUCACGGUGUGGGGAUGUCGCUCCAGGAGCAGCAGGAUGCAGGCUCCACUAGUGCCACGCUCAGCAAAGCGGCCACCCAACUACUGGAGGGAGGCGUCGACGAUGCCGGCGUGAUGGGGGUGGGGGGCGAGAACGGUGUGCUUUUGCCAGGUCCCGAGGGAGGGGUCGAAGUGAGGGAGUUCCAAGGAGGCGUUCUGCUGGUCCGAAGAAGUGAAGACGCGAAGAAGAGGUCCCCGGAGCGGCUGAACUUGCACCGGCGGUGGCUUACAUCGUGCCCCAUCAUACAGGGAGACAACCGAUUGCGGCUGCUGAACUACCAGAACAACCUCAUCACCAAGAUCACGAACCUGGCCAACCUACCCAACCUGAUCUUCAUCGACUUGUACAAUAACGUCAUCGACACGCUGGAAGGGCCGCUAUCGACGAUGACUGCCCUCCGUGUCAUGAUGGUCGGGAAAAACAAGAUCCAGAAGAUAUCCAAUCUACAUUCUCUACGAAAACUGGACGUCCUGGAUCUACACUCUAACUCCAUCCAAACAAUGGUUGGGCUUGACGGUCUGCAGGAUUUGAGGGUGCUCAACCUCGCCGGCAACCAAAUAAAGGUCGUGGAGAACGUGAGUUGCCUCACGGCCCUGACAGAGCUUAAUCUCCGGAGAAACAACGUCGAGAAGCCCCCAACCCAACAAACUUUCAGGUCUCUGAUGGAGCUGAGCCUCUACGGCAACCCUGUUGCGGGCCAAAACGGUCUCGGUUCGAGCUACCGCAGUUACAUUCUGCAGCACCUGCCGAACCUGCACCACCUAGACCUCAAAAGGGUGACCGAUCACGGCCAAUCCAUUUCGCACCAAGGUUCGGACGGCAACUUGGCGCCACCAACGACAAGGACAGCGUCAGCCGAUGACGCCCGGGAGAGUAGGGGCGGGGGCAACAACGGCAGGAGCCGGACUGCGUUUCACGAGGCGAUGGGUAAUUCGGGCAAAGGCUCCAGAAAGCCGUCGGGGACGAGCCGUACGGGCGGAAACGGUGUCAGCACCAGCGGCACCAAUCGCAAUGAAAGAAGCAACGACGGAUUUCCGGUCCUGCUAGGCCAAGGCAGCGCCGACACCCAAUCACGCGCGGAACAUCACCCCGGCUCAAGUUUAUCAAGCCCGCAACAACAACAUCGACACCAGCAUCACCACUCUCGGGGCGGCGAUGACCCGAGGGGGCUUCAUCGUGCAGGGCCGGUGAUGUCUGCGCCCGCUCCCGACAAGGGUGCUAUCGGUAGCGACGGAAGGGUGCGUGGUGGCGCAUGGGAACAGCUCUCCCAGCAGACAAUGGCCGCUGGCGAGUGCGCCAUCACUGGCGGUGAUAGUUCCACAAGGGCGGCGAGAAAGGAGGUGGUUUUGGCUGUGGGCAACGGGAUGAGCCGGGCGGCGGAGGCGAGAGAGGCGGUGGCUUUGAAAAGAGCCAAGACGGACCGAGACGAGCGGGAAAAGACGGCGCUCAAGGAGCGGAGGGAGGCCAUCGAAGCCGCAAGGGAGUGCUGGGAGAGGCGCGGUGGCGGCUCCAUCACUUCUCGAGCAAGACAUCGCAGCUCUCGGGACUCUACCUCCACGGGCAAAGACAACACCAGCAGAAAGACCAGCGCCCACGUGAAGCCGCCGCCUGCAUCUUCGCCGUCGUGCUCGGCACCCACUGGCCCAAACCCAGCUGACAGCAGCAACACGGGCGGUGGGGCUGUUCCGCCACGGCCGGAGCCCCCGCCCCCAAGCCCACGCUCCCCUACCCCUCCAAGCAGACGCACAUCGUCCUCGGCAAACACAGGGAGUGAAGUGGCGGGGGUGGCAAGGACUGGUGGAGGGGUUGGAGGCCGCCGUUCAGGAAACGCCGGGCGAAGGGGCAGCAUUUCUGGCGGAGUGGGAUACUUCGAACUGGAGCAGCGGUUGCGGCACAAUAGAAUGGGCGUAGGUGAUGUUGCUGCAUCCGGGGGUGGUGUUCCUGGCGGAGCAGGCGGAAUCACGCUCAAGGUGUAUGGAGACGUGUGGCGGUGGCUAGGCGACGGGAAGGUGUGCUCGCUCAGGGAACAAGUCGUAGAGGCUCGGUUCUCGCUGGUCCAUGUGACUAGCGUCGCCAGGAAGGCCUCGACAAUAGCACAGACAUUUCCGAACCUCUCGUGCCUUCAGCUACUGGACAAUGACAUCCGCAGUCUUAGGCAGCUGGAGCGCUUGCGGCCAAUGUUGACUAACCUCACCGCUCUUCACCUCGGGAAGAACCCCGUCACGAGAAAUGCCUCGGAGGCGGCGCUUCGAGCCUGGGUGAAGGGCCAAGGUCCCUGUGUUAGCUUGGUCUCUCCGGGGCAUGGGCCAGCGAGUGACGGGAGGAGCAUCUGUACCGGAGAUCGCCGACAGUAUACCCAGCAGCAGCAGCAGCAUUGUCCGUUAACGAACGCAUCUGCUAGUCAACAACAAUAUUCUCCUCCCAGCACACCGACCACCCAGGCGACACCGCCACUCCCAGCGGCGCCUACACCUCAUCCUCCCUGUGGAACUGGCUCUAACAAUGCCAAACCAUUAGGCGGCAGUGACGUGGGCGUGCCUUCCCGAAAUAGUAACGGGCACGAGAAGGGUUGUGAGAAGACAACCAUAAGGAUCUUGGAACGAGGGGAAGCGGGCAACACGGUCAUUGCAGCAAGGAAAGACAAACAAAUGCAGAGCAAUGGAGACAAUAAGCCUGGUUCUGGGGGGAUCAUCGAGCAGUCGACUCGAUCGGCAUCAGAAAGACAAUCCGGCCCUACAGUCAGAUCGCAACACACGGCGGUCAACGAAUCGAACAACACUGCCGCCAGCGCCGCGCUUGUGAGGGUUGAAUGCACUGACCGGGACCCGUUGGUCUCGACCGAUGCUGCUUUCGAAAGACUUGCGGAGGCGAGAAGCCGCGCCGCCUCUUCCUCGUGGGGAGCUAUCGCUUUGGCAGGAUCGAGCACGGCUAGCCACCUGGGCGACGACCCGGAUGGUGUUAACGGCAUGGCGUGGGCGUCUUCGGCGCGAGGGGCGAAGCUGGCUUGCAAUGGAAUGGUGAAUUUUUAA